This is a messenger RNA of Punica granatum (pomegranate), 1636 nucleotides long. NCBI's taxonomy places the organism in Eukaryota, Viridiplantae, Streptophyta, Magnoliopsida, Myrtales, Lythraceae. The record is from RefSeq and is a predicted model, not a curated record.
CCAGUUUGAUGCAUAAAGCGGGAAAUUCUCCCACUCCUCUCCCUCUCUAAAAUUCGCCUGUCUUCUCCAUUCCAUUUAUAAAGCCCCACUCCUCCGAUUUCAAAAAUCAAUCAACAUCGUCCUCUGAUCCCCCUCUCCUCAUUCAACACCGCUCUCUCUCUCUCUCCCCCUCCCUCCCUCUCGGUCUCUGCUCUGAGCGAUGAGUUGCUGCGCUUGCAAACGCCGCAAUGCAAUCUCGGCCGUGAUUCUGGACUUGGACGGCACGCUCGUCGACACAGAGAAUGGUUCGAAAGGCGUGCUGAAGGAGUUCUUAGCUAAGCACGGCAGAGUCCUGAAUGAAGGCAACAAGAGGCUUGGGAAGACGCUUAAGGAGUCGGCCAUCUCGAUCGUCGAAGACUAUGACCUCCCUCUGACUCCUGAUCAGUUCAUCCAGGAAAUCACGCCUAUGUAUCGCGAGAAGUGGCUGCAAGCGAAGCCGCUGCCAGGCUCUAAUCGGCUCAUCAAGCAUCUUCACAAACACGGAGUGCCGUUUGCCCUGGCUUCAAACUCCUUACGAGACUAUAUUGAUGCCAAAAUCGCCAAUCAGGAUGGUUGGAAAGAAAGUUUUUCAGCUAUAAUUGGAAGUGAUGACGUUGAAUCAGGAAAACCUUCUCCGGAUAUAUUUAUAGAAGCUGCAAGAAGAAUGGGUGUGGAUGCAGCUCAAUGUUUGGUUAUUGAAGACUCUCUGGUUGGAGUGAAAGGGGCAAAGGCAGCGAAUAUGAAAGUAAUGGCAGUACCAUCUCAUGAGGAAGCUGAUUCUUCUUCCAUGGCGGAUGCAGUGAUUAAUACACUUCUAGAAUUCCAGCCAGAGAUAUGGGGUCUUCCACCAUUUGAUGAUUGGGUUCAAAACGCAUUGCCUAUUGAAAGGAUAUACCUGAGCUGUCGAAACAUCAGCGGAUUUUUGCAUGAAAUGAAAGAGGACGGAAAAUUUGGCUUAACAAACCAAACUUCUGGAAUUUUCUUUGGUUGGGCACAAGUUAGUUUGCCCAAAACGUUCAAGGCCGUGGUAGCGAUUGGAUUUCAUUCUCCCAAUAAUACGAGAAAACUUCAAUUAAGUCUUAUUGAUGACUGCCGGGAAAACGCUCAUGAUCAGCACUUGCAACUUUCACUUGUCGGCUUCAUUCGGGGAUUGAAGUCCAAGGAGGAAUUGACUUCAAAGGAGAUGGUGAUCAAUGAAGAAGACAAGUCAAUUGCGAGCGAAUCACUGGACCUGCCAAUAUUUAUGCACGGCCCAUGCAUGCCAUUUGCAGAGGAAAAAGAAGCCGACUUAAACGAUAAUGGUCUCUAGUGAAUUGGAAGCAGCGAGUAAUUUAUCUUGCCACAUAACGAUUUGCUUACUCAUUCUGCGGGUUUUAGGAACGUCACUUGCUUACUUAUACUUAGGUUUUAGCCCAUAGUGCUUAUACUUAGUACUUUGCUUUUAACAAUCAAUUCGUUACUACUUUUCCUUCAUAGUCUACUGAUAGUGACAUUCGAGGUUUUAGCAGCUUAAUAUUACUUCCGAUUUUCUUUUUUCUUUUUGGGCCACAUAAUACUUAGAUUUCAUUUCUAAAUUUUUACAAGUAACAAAAAAGAAAAAGGGACGGUUGGAUCUUUA